AUGGUUACUACUACUACUACCACCACCACCACGUUACAAUGGCUCAAACAUUCUUUAUCGCCUUCCACAUUAACUUCGUCACGCUACGUUCCUCGACAUAAUAACAAGAAGCGACAAAAGCAACAACAUCCAUUUGAUGCCCUUCCUGAAGAGUUGACACUGGAGAUCUUUGUACAUUUGGAUUCGCUGAGCCUGUAUCGGGUCACCCAAACAUCUAUGAGGUAUCGACACAUGAUUUCUCGGUGUAUCAAUCUAUGGACAUGGUUAUGGUUUGAUCCAACGUUACCACUUGAACGUCGUGACCUCUAUCGGAUGUUAUGCUUUUUGGUGGAACACCAUGGAUUACAUGAGCAAAUUCGAGGUGCACGUUUUGAUCGUUGUACCAUUGACAGUACCACGCUUGAGCGAGUCCUCAGAUACUUGCCACGAUUAUCAACACUCUCAGUGGUUGGGUGCCCUCAUCUCGAUUGUUUCCAAUUCUUAUCCAUCCUCAGACAUACAACAGCACCUCUUGGACCUAUGAAUUAUUCACUGCCACCAUCACGCUUGCUACCAAGUGGACCCUUAUUGCAACAUCUUACACGACUUGAAAUCAGGGGGUUGUUUCCAAGUGAGCGAGGCAUCAUGUCAUACGCACACGAGAUUUACUGCUACACAUCCAUCCGACGUCUCCUGGCAAAAAACAACAAUGCAGCACGACAACGCGCACGUCGCAUUUCUCGACGUCGUCAUUUCCAUGCACGUGUAUUGGAAGGAUUUGAGGAGGAAGAAGAGGAUGAUGACGUGAUGAUGGAUGAUGAAGAUGAAGAUGAAGACGACGAGGAUGAUGAUUUGUUGCUGUAUCAUCAAUUUUGGCUCCUUUUGCAACAGCCGUUGUUUCGAGCAUCCCCUGAGCUCCUGGUACUACCAUCCACAGCAGCUACUUUUUCAGCACUCAGCUCUAUCACCCAUAGUGCUAUCACUACUACUAGUACUACAACGUCCACUGUGAAUAGCAUCAAGAAUGGGCGUAAUGUGGGUAACAAUGGCAAUCAACGUCGUAGUAUUGAAAUGGAUGUACAACCAUGCUCACACUGCCAUCGUAACGUGACUCAACCCACUCCUGCGUCAUGCACACUAUGUGGCGAUCCAACUCUCACGCCUUGUGCACAAUGCAUGUGCUAUCACUGUCGUCGUAUCUUGUGUCGCUCAUGUUUUCGUUUACGACGUGGAUGGCGUGUCCUUCGUUGUCAUAAAUGUCAACUUGCACGACGCGUGUGUGAUAAUACCGAAUGCAUCGUAUCCCUUCAUAACAAUAGCAGCAGUAGUAGUCAUGGCAACAAGUCGAGACCAUGGAAACGACGUGGACAUGGUAACGGUGGUGGUAGCAGCGACGAUACAAUACCCGAUUUUUAUUGUGCUUGGUGCAUACAAAAGAAAAAUCCAAGGCAACGAUUACCAUGGAUUCGACGUCUAUUGUGGAUGAUGCCUAAUAAGCAAUCCUCUUCUUCAUCCAUCUUUAAUAAUCGACCCCCCUUGUAUCUCAACAAUUGA
Messenger RNA from Lichtheimia ornata, 1533 nucleotides. RefSeq lists its product as uncharacterized. The record is from RefSeq and is a predicted model, not a curated record. Lineage: Eukaryota; Fungi; Mucoromycota; Mucoromycetes; Mucorales; Lichtheimiaceae. The transcript has a single exon. The coding region runs from base 1 to 1533 and encodes 510 amino acids. Gene Ontology annotation, molecular function: protein binding.